ACACACAGAGACAGCAUUUUCAGCAGAACAUGGGGCUAAACUAUUGUAAUUAUUGUUUAUAGCCAGACAGUGCCCAUGUUAGAGAGGAAAAAUUUACUGACUCUUUGGGGAAGCAGUUGUAUAAUAAUUAGAUAACCCAACAGGGCACUGCUUCUCAGCUACCCUAAAAAGUUUCUCUUGCGAUCAGAGUUAAUGUUAACACAUUUUUGCAGUGAGUGAUCAGAUAAUUAGGGAUUUUUUUUUUCUUUUUUGGUAUCAUGUCUUUGAACUUUUAGUGAACUGAAAAGAAGGGAAUGGAUAUGUCUGAUCCAAAUAUUUGGACUGUCCUCUCAAACUAUACCUUGCCUCAUUUGAGGAGUGGAAACAGGCUACGUCGCACACAAAGUUGUCGGACAAGUAACCGAAAGAGCUUGAUAGGCAAUGGCCAGUCUUCAGCUCUGCCUCGGCCUCAUUCACCUCUUUCAGCUCAUGCAGGAAGCAGUCCUCAAGACAGCCCUAGAAAUUUCUCUCCCAGUGCCUCAGCCCAUUUUUCUUUUGCACGAAGGACUGAUGGACGCCGCUGGUCUUUGGCUUCUCUCCCCUCCUCUGGCUAUGGUACAAAUACACCCAGCUCGACGGUUUCUUCAUCCUGUUCCUCCCAAGAGAAGUUACACCAGUUACCAUACCAACCAACACCUGAUGAACUACAUUUUUUGUCUAAACAUUUCUGUACCACUGAAAGCAUUGCCAGUGAUAACAGAUGCAGGACCACACCAAUGCGCCCUCGAUCCAGAAGUCUCAGCCCUGGACGUUCUCCCGCCUGCUGUGACCAUGAAAUAAUUAUGAUGAACCAUGUCUACAAAGAAAGGUUCCCAAAGGCCACAGCUCAGAUGGAAGAACGGCUUCAGGAUAUUAUCACCAACCAUUCUCCUGAUAACGUUCUUCCCCUGGCAGAUGGAGUGCUCAGCUUUACCCACCAUCAGAUCAUUGAGCUGGCUCGAGAUUGCUUGGAUAAAUCCCAUCAGGGCCUCAUCACGUCACGAUACUUCUUUGAAUUACAGCACAAAUUAGACAAAUUGCUACAGGAGGGUCAAGAGCGAUCAGAAAGUGGAGAACUGGCAUUUAUUAAGCAACUAGUCCGAAAGAUCCUCAUAGUCAUUGCUCGUCCUGCUCGCUUAUUAGAAUGCCUGGAAUUUGAUCCUGAAGAAUUUUACUAUCUCUUGGAAGCUGCAGAAGGACAUGCUAAAGAGGGGCGCGUGAUUAAAACAGACAUCCCUAGAUAUAUUAUAAGCCAGCUGGGUCUGAAUAAGGAUCCUCUGGAAGAAAUAGCUCAGCUAGCUAACUAUGACAGUGGCACAGCAGAAACUCCAGAAACAGAUGAAUCAAACUCUAAUACAUCAGUGAAGCUCCGGAGGAAACCUCGUGAAAGCGAUUUUGAAACUAUUAAACUGAUUAGUAAUGGAGCUUAUGGUGCCGUUUAUUUUGUGCGACAUAAAGAAACCAGACAGAGAUUUGCCAUGAAGAAAAUUAACAAACAGAAUCUCAUCCUCCGAAACCAGAUUCAGCAGGCCUUUGUUGAGCGUGAUAUCCUGACAUUUGCAGAAAAUCCAUUUGUCGUCAGCAUGUACUGCUCCUUUGAAACUAGACGCCAUUUAUGUAUGGUCAUGGAGUAUGUGGAAGGUGGAGAUUGCGCUACUUUAAUGAAGAAUAUGGGUCCUUUACCUGUGGAUAUGGCAAGGAUGUAUUUUGCUGAGACUGUCCUAGCCUUGGAAUAUCUGCAUAAUUAUGGAAUCGUACACCGGGAUUUGAAGCCAGACAAUUUAUUAGUAACAUCCAUGGGACAUAUUAAGCUUACAGAUUUUGGGCUUUCUAAGGUGGGGCUAAUGAGCAUGACUACAAAUCUUUAUGAGGGUCAUAUUGAGAAGGAUGCUAGAGAGUUCCUUGACAAGCAGGUCUGUGGCACACCUGAAUAUAUAGCACCAGAAGUGAUAUUGAGGCAGGGUUAUGGCAAGCCAGUGGACUGGUGGGCCAUGGGAAUUAUCCUUUAUGAAUUUCUUGUUGGGUGUGUGCCAUUCUUUGGAGAUACACCAGAAGAGCUAUUUGGACAAGUGAUCAGUGAUGAGAUCAACUGGCCUGAGAAGGAUGAAGCCCCACCUCCAGAUGCCCAGGAUCUGAUUACUGUACUGCUCAGACAAAACCCUAUGGAGAGACUGGGAACAGGUGGCGCAUAUGAAGUAAAGCAACACCAGUUCUUUCGUAGCUUAGACUGGAAUAGUCUGCUGAGACAGAAAGCAGAAUUCAUUCCACAGCUGGAAUCUGAGGAUGACACAAGUUAUUUUGACACUCGUUCUGAGAAAUAUCACCAUAUGGAAACUGAAGAAGAGGAUGACACAAAUGAUGAAGACUUUAAUCUGGAAAUAAGGCAGUUUUCCUCAUGUUCACAUAGAUUUUCAAAAGUUUUUAGUAGCAUUGAUCGAAUAACUCGGAAUCAAGGUGAAGAAAAGGAAGAUACAGGAGACAAAACAAAAAAUGUGACGUUGCCAUCUGUGGAAUCUUUAAGCUGGAGUUCAGAAUAUUCUGAACUGCAACAGCUAUCUACAUCCAACUCCUCUGAUACGGAAAGUACCAGGCUGCGGCACAGUUCAGGUUUGCUUCCAAAAUUGGCCAUAUCAUCUGAGGGGGAUCAAGAUGAAAUCACCUGCACAGGAGGAUCCCGGGAGGAGCAAGAAAAGGCUGCUUCUUUAAAUGAGGAGGCUGCUCAAGAUGAGCUUGAGGUCACCACUCCAGCAAGUACCAUCAGCAGCUCAACACUAUCAGUUGGCAGUUUUUCAGAGCACUUAGAUCAGAUAAACGGAAGAAACGAGAGUGUGGACAGUACAGAUAAUUCCUCAAAGCCAUCCAGUGAACCUGCUUCUCAUAUGGCUCGUCAGCGAUUAGAAAGCACAGAGAAAAAGAAAAUAUCUGGAAAAGUCACAAAGUCCCUGUCUGCCAGUGCUCUGUCCCUCAUGAUUCCAGGAGAUGUGUUUGGUGUUUCUCCUUUGGGAAGUCCUAUGUCCCCACAUUCCCUUUCUUCAGAUCUUUCAUCCUCCAGAGAUUCCUCCCCUAGCCGCGAUUCCUCAAUUGCUUCUGCAACCCUUCAUCAACCUAUAUUAAUUCACAGUUCAGGAAAAAAGUAUGGCUUCACCAUCCGAGCAAUCAGGGUCUAUGUGGGUGACAGUGAUAUCUACACCGUGCACCAUAUUGUUUGGAAUGUCGAAGAAGGAAGCCCAGCUUAUCAAGCAGGCCUAAAGGCUGGGGAUCUGAUCACUCAUAUCAAUGGAGAGCCAGUUCAUGGUCUUGUUCACACUGAAGUCAUAGAGCUGUUGUUAAAGAGUGGAAACAAAGUGUCAAUUACUACAACCCCCUUCGAGAACACUUCAAUCAAAACAGGCCCAGCCAGGAGGAAUAGCUACAAGAGCCGAAUGGUUAGACGCAGUAAGAAAACCAAAAAGAAAGAGAGCCUAGAAAGGAGGAGGUCUCUCUUCAAAAAGCUAGCCAAGCAGCCCUCUCCCCUUCUUCACACGAGCCGAAGUUUCUCCUGCCUGAACCGAUCCCUUUCAUCAGGAGAGAGCUUGCCUGGCUCCCCAACUCACAGCUUGUCUCCCAGGUCUCCUACCCCAAGCUACCGCUCCACUCCUGAUUUCCCAUCCGGUACCAAUUCCUCCCAGAGCAGCUCCCCUAGCUCAAGUGCACCCAAUUCUCCAGCUGGCUCAGGUCACAUAAGACCCAGCACUCUUCACGGGUUGGGUCCAAAGCUUGGCGGACAAAGAUACCGGUCAGGAAGACGCAAGUCAGCUGGCAGCAUUCCUCUCUCCCCUUUGGCACGAACACCUUCUCCAACACCCCAGCCACCAUCCCCUCAACGAUCUCCAUCACCUUUACUGGGGCAUUCAAUUGGAAAUUCAAAAAUAGCUCAGGCAUUCCCUAACAAGAUGCACUCUCCUCCAACUAUUGUAAGACAUAUAGUGAGGCCAAAGAGUGCCGAGCCACCCAGGUCUCCACUGCUAAAGAGGGUCCAGUCUGAAGAGAAACUUGCACCUUCUUAUGGUUGUGACAAGAAACACUUAUGUUCACGCAAACACAGCCUGGAAGUGACUCAAGAAGAGGUGAAUAGGGAAUUGUCCCAAAGAGAAGUAACUCUUCAGAGCCUGGAGGAGAAUGUGUGUGAUGUGCCAUCACUCACCCGAGUCAGGCCUGCAGAGCAAGGCUGCCUGAAACGCCCUGUCUGCAGAAAGUUGGGUAGGCAAGAGUCUGUUGAUGAGCUGGAUCGGGAGAAAUUAAAGAUCAAGAUAGUUAUGAAAAAGCAAGAUCUUGCUGAGAAACAAGAUUGUCUGCAGAAAGCAAGCACUAUACAUGAGCCUAGUGAUGAAUCAGAAAAUCCUGCUACCUUAAGACUGGAAGAAAGAGACAAAAAAUCAUUUCAGAAGGCUUUGGAAAGAUCAAAUCACUUUGAAACUAAAAUUACUGCUCUGGAGACUCCGUCAGUAGGUGGCAUACUCAAAGACACCCUUCACAAGAAUGCAAACAUGAGACCAAAUGACUGUGUUCCCUUAGAUACACACAUGCCAUGUCAUGGGCCUCCUCUUAAUGAACUCAGUCAUCUCUCUUAUGACUUCAAAAGAAUUUCCCCUCCAUGUACAUUGCAAGAUGUGCUACCUCACUCAUCUGACAGGCUGCUAAAUGGAAAGGGAGAAAACACAGAUAAAAAUGCACCAACAAAAGAAUUUGUCAAAUUUGAAAGACUAGAUGGUAAGCUUGCAAAUAUUGAUUAUCUCAGAAAGAAAAUGUCCUUUGAAGAAAAAGAUGACAGUCUCUGUCCAGUGUUAAAGCCCAAACUGACAUCAAAUGUUCAUGAAUGCCUUCAACUUAAUGCAGUCAGACCCAUCAAUAUACAGCAGGAUUCCGCUACAGUUGCUGAUAGCAGAGCAUUUAUCAGUAGUGCACAUGCUGCUCAGAUUAGCUCAGUUUCUUUUGUUCCUCUCAAAGCCUUGAAUGGUCGAGUGGAAACUGGUGUGGAAAAAUCAGCCCUGAUUUCUACUGAGUCUCCUGUCAGAAAAAGUCCAUCGGAGUAUAAACUAGAAGGGAGAUCGGUUUCUUGUCUGAAACCAAUUGAAGGCACUUUAGACAUUGCCUUACUGUCUGGGCCACAGGCUUCAAAGACAGAACUGCCUUCAUGCCUGCUACCAGAAAGUCAAAACACCAGCAAUGAUGUGGGCUCUUCCAUGCCUCUGGCAUCUCAAUGCAAUGGUGUAAAGGAGGAGACAUCCUGUCAGAAAGAGGUGUUGUCACCCCAUUCAAAGUCUAGUAAAUCUAAUCUACUAGAGCCCCAAUUUUCACAGUCAAGCAAGAAUUUUCAAAAUGCACCAGCAACCCCCAUGACCACAGAACUAGAAACAGGAAAAAAGAUUUCCAGUCCAGGUGCUACAUACAACAUUUCUGUCAGGGAAGUUGAUCAAAAGAGAGAGGAUUCCCAUUCAAAACAGAAGGACCAUGCGACUGAAGCAAAAUUACACACUGUCCAAAAUCAGUGUCUCCACACUGCCCUGGCAUCUGCCACAUCUCCCACAGCCCAAGGCAACCCUGAAAAAACUGCAGGAAAAGAGAGGCAAACCCAAAAGGAGUUGCCUGUCAAGUACCCAGAAACACAAAGAAAUUACGAAUCUUUCCUUGCGAAGGCCGAGGGGAUCAGAAAUUCAUUUAUGAAGAAAUCUAUCCCAGAUGCUUUUAAAACAAGCGACUCCAAAACUAUUCAGAGAAACUCUGCUGACUUUGCCAUUCCCCUUCAAACACAUAGAACAACGAGCGUGCAGACAGCAGGCUCUAAGGUGGAGUCUAAAGAUGGCAAAGAUCUACCAAAACAAUUUGCCAAAGAUGACAUUGUCCCUGCUGGUUCUUCUGUAGAGAGGGACAUGAACAAGAGGGAGAUGAUGGACUCAAAGAGUGAAAUGUCUUUGCCCAAAAGGCCUGUACAACAAUCAGUAGAAUCUAAUACUAAAAGUGAGAAAUCACUUGUGUGUUCCUCUGUGCAGAAGGACAACUCCAAAGAUUUGAGAAAGAAAGAUCAGAAACAGUCUAGCAAUAUACAGCUUCAAACUACAGAGAGAGAGCUACCCAACCUGAUUAUUAGGCAGCAAUUUAGCUCUUCAGGUUCCCCUUCUGAGAGAGAGAUUGUAAACAGAAACUGUGUAAUAGAUGCUCCUGUGCAUUUAGGUGUUCAAGAGCAAGUCAAAGCUGGUUCAGCCUACAUGGAAAGCAGUAAUAAUAAAUCCAGGCAAAUAAAUGAAACUUGUUCCUCUAAAUCUAAGCACUCUGACAAAUUCACAUUUGCACAAAAGCAGUGCACUGCAAACAUAAAAGAAAAAGAAACAGUUAUUCAGCCCUCAGCUGGCUCUCGGAAAGAUGGGAAACAUGCCAAUAAAAGUGUGCAAGAUUCUCUUUCUUUUGUUCCAAUUUCUCAGAGAAAACUAAACAAUGAGUACGUUCAGGUAGAAAAGCCUCUGGGUCUGGAACGCGAGUCAGCACCUUCAAUCCAAAUCAAUAGCAGCAUUCCUGAAACCAAACCUAAAUCCUCUUGUAAUGGCCCGGCACCAGCAGGCCCAGAAAACUCCAAGCAUUUUCUAAGUCAGGAAACAGCAGGCUUCAGUGAGGCUGCUGAUCAAAAGCAACUCUAUGUAAGUGAAAAACAAAACAUGCCUCCAAAGUUUUCCACUGUGAAAGACUGUCUCUUAUUGAACAAACUGGCAGACAAGGGCCCAAGUAAUCAGGCCAUCACUGCAGACAAAAGACCUGAAGGACAAAAAUGCACUGAAGCACUUUAUGUUCAGAAUGACAAUGGGAAAUUGGAGCCCAGCCUUUUCCUUAACUGUGACCAGGGGAAAGUAGCAGAAAAGGCAGCCAUAGUUAGCAAAGGCUCUCCAGAUUCAAAAGGGAAGGGACAAGUUAGUCAAAAACAGUUAACAGAUGCGAACAAGCAGAUUACAGCAAAGCUUUUAUCAGCUGCCACUGUGCAGAGUUCAUGUCAUUCAGCUGUAACUCCAUCAAAGCAGCUGAAUUGUCCACCCAACUUCCCUGAAUGUAGGCAAGAAGCAUCUCGUUUGUCUUCAGCAAACAAUGAUGUGUCUUCAACCAAGGUUAAAACAGGCUCAUCAGAGCUUCCUGUCACCAGCUACAAGGAACUGAAAAAGCAAGCCACCUCUUCUACAGGGGAUGGUAAAAGAGAAAUCACUAAGAGCGUUUCACUGUUGACCUUGCAUAGCUCUGCUAUCCCAGUAGAAGCCCUUCAUCCUGCUUCAAACCUUGGGAGUAAACCUGGAAAUCAAGAAAAACCUCUUUCUGCUAACAACACUGUAGAUGUAAAGGGAAAAGAUCCCAUUCAAGCUCAGCCUCCUGCUGCAAAAAAACAGAAUGUAGGUAAAGAUUUACCCAGGUCAGUAACCACCCCUGACCGUCCUAAUGCACUUUCAUCUGAUAAAGACUCAGUGCGGCAGAGGCGAGGAAAGGAUGCUUCACGGAGCAGUCCUCACAAAAAGUCCUCUCAAUAGCAUUAACUUGACAGAUAUGACUUAGACUUUAGCUGAAAAUUGUUGAUGUGUCUUGACUACCUUCUGAAACCAGCACUGUGUGGUAUCUUUACAUGGCAAAGCUUUCAUGCCACUCCAGCAGGGGGCAGUGUGUACAAAGAGAGGACCUUUUUCAAAAUGCCUUCCCAAAUGUAACCGGUAAAACUGUUACCAUAGAGUAUUUGUAUAAAAUUACCUUUACAGUUGAGAGUUGUUGAGAAAAAGAUUUUCCCUGUAAAUAUCUCAUGACGUGUUUGGUUUUGAAUGUAGCAUAUAUACGUUGCUGCUGAUUGCAUUGUUUACUAUUACCUUUUUUUUUUUUUAAGAUAGUUGCUUUGCCACUUAUAUGCCAUAAUCAAAUAUGAAGCAGAAUUACUGAAACUCAGACCUAGGAUAAACAAUACAAAUAUGGUCUGAUUUAAAGGGAAAGAAAAUAAGCCACAUUUUUACUUGUUAAAAAUUCUAGAUAGUGUUAAAAACAAUAGAAAAAAUAUGGUGGCUUAUUGUAAGUUUUUAUGUAUAUUUUAAAUAACCAUAGAUUUUGAUAGUACUGUAUCUGGCUAACUGCUUCACCCAGAUCGAAUGUAAGACCUAACCGAAUCUCCGCAGUGCACAGGCUGCCUCUCAUUUAGAAUAGGUGUAGUUACAGUGAAGGGAAAAGCCUCCGUUAACACUACACCCAGUUGAGUAGCAUUAUCUGGUGAAACAGAUGUUCUCAUCUUGUCCUUAGGGAGGCUACCUGGGACCUUCACUUCAGACAAGGCUGAGACUGCAAGCACGUGUGCUUAGUUUCUGCUGCAAUCCUGUCUUGGUUCCCUUUUAGCUCUUUUAAAUUCAGGCCUUUAUAGAGGUGAGGCACAAGUAGAAGCAAAUGACUAGCAGUACUAUUCCCAUCCCUGUUUUUUAAUGAAUUUAAAGAAUAUCAAUUAUCAUGGUAUGUAGGUUAGAGUAACUAGCUUCAUGCAGUUUAGCUUUUUUCUCUUUUAUAUGACAAGUCUGGUAAAAAGGAAAAAAGUGAUUUCAGUAUCAUAUCUUCAGAAAAGAUCAGGACAUCUGAUACCUUUUAAUACAUAGCUGGGGCCUUAUGUUGUAGAGCAAACUUGCUGUUUUUAGCAAGUAAUCCCUGGGUUUCACAUUCAUUUCUAAAUGCAUUGAGUAGCUCCUGGCAUUUCAUAACAUGAUCUCUUUAUUUGUAUGCAAAAAAAAAAAAAAAAAAAAAGUAAAUACUGUAAUUUAAAAAAGCAGCAUUUUUGUAACAAAGGGACCUGUUGGAGCUAUUUGGUGCUAGAAUGUGACUGUCCUUAUUACUUUUGCUAAGCCUUAUUUAAAUUUUGUAUACUGUGGAACAUGUUGAAUUUGUCUGAUUGUUUUAGUGUGGAGGUAUUUGGUUUGUUUUGAAGGACAAAAGGUAAAGUUUGAAACAUGUACAGGAGCACUACAGAAAUAUCCACACAAAUGAGUAUUUUUAAAUUAUUAGUAUCAAUAAGAUGGUAUUUUUGCUUAUUUGUGUUAUAAAUAUCCAUAUAAGAGCCAAUGUACUAUCAGUUUCCUCUGGAAUUUCUUUGUUUCUAGAACUAUACCAUUUUUCUUCAAAGCACAGUGUAAUUUUGGCUUGGAGAUUUGUAAGGCACCUAGUAGUAUGCUAAUUUUUCCCCCCACUGCUUAGUUGGGUUUAGAUUCAUUUCAGUGAGUCUGUGAUUAAAAGAUAAAAUUGCCAACAAGUCCUCCUAAUUUUUCACAUUGCGCUAUUACAUUAAUUUCUUUUUCUAUGCGCUCACAUGAUACAACAAUUGGAGAAAAUAGUUUUGAAAAGUUUUGAAGAGAAAAUGGUUUCAGCAUUAACAGUAUAUAUCUGUGCUUUGGCAGUUGUUCUAACCAAACACUAAUGCACUUAGGUAUCAUGACAUUUCUGGCUGGGAGGUAUUUCCUAGUUUACAGUCUUUUGCAUUUUUAAACUGUCCUCUUGUUUCCUUUAAAACAUAUCUAGCUAUUUGUUUACAAAUGUAUCUUUUAUGUAUAUUUUGUAUAGUGCAUUAUCACUUCUGCCAAAUAAGGGUUGUUGGUUUUUUGUUUGUUUGGGGGUUUGAUUUUUUUUUUUUGUUUUUUUUUUUUUUGCAUUUUGGAAGCGUAACAGUGCUUAAGCUCGUGUUCAUGUAGUACCUGUUUGUUGGUGUUUACCUUACCCGUGAGCUGUUAGAGAUCCUUUCAUCUGUACUUGAUGGUCUAUCUUUGUGUGAUUGUUGAUUAUGACGUGCUCCUUUGUAGACUUCCUGCUGUAGAUUUAUCAGCUUACAAAACCUGUUUGUUAGGGUCUGUGCAAUAAAGUGUUUGCAGUCUUAUUUUCUUUAAGAAACUCCCUAUGGAUGUCAUAAUUGUUGUAUACUGAACAAAAAUAUUUAUACUUAUGCAGUUGCAUACAACUGAAAUAAAAAUUGAGCAUGAAAAGAUA
This is a messenger RNA of Trachemys scripta elegans, 10026 nucleotides long. RefSeq names its product microtubule associated serine/threonine kinase family member 4 (gene MAST4). Bases 294 to 7559 code for a protein of 2421 amino acids. The transcript has 26 exons. Gene Ontology annotation, molecular function: protein serine/threonine kinase activity; protein binding; ATP binding. The record is from RefSeq and is a predicted model, not a curated record. Gene Ontology annotation, biological process: peptidyl-serine phosphorylation; intracellular signal transduction. Lineage: Eukaryota; Metazoa; Chordata; Testudines; Emydidae.